AUGAGUAGCAUAUACGUUACUGAGCCUGCAACAAAUGGAAAGGUUAUCCUAAAGACUACAGUUGGGGAAAUAGAGAUAGAAUUGUGGUCCAAAGAAGCCCCAAAAGCGUGCAGAAACUUUGUCCAGUUAUGUAUGGAGGGUUACUACAAUGAUACAUCGUUUCAUCGGUUAGUACGUGGUUUCAUUGUUCAGGGUGGAGAUCCAACAGGCACUGGGGAAGGCGGAGAAAGUAUUUAUGGACAGCCUUUCAAAACGGAAAUCCACUCAAGAUUAUCUUUCAACCGUCGUGGUUUAUUGGGAAUGGCAUGCCUUGAAGAAAAUAUGAACGGUAGCCAAUUUUUCUUCACUCUAGGCCCAGCUCCUGAACUUACUGGAAAGCACACACUUUUUGGACGUGUCGCCGGUGAAACACUAUUCAAUAUGUUGCGUCUUGGUGAAGGAGAGAUAGGUCGAAAUGAAAGACCUGUAAGACUUCAUCGCAUUGUUGGUGCUUGUAUUAUUCUCAAUCCAUAUGAUGAUAUUGAACCAAGACAACUUAAAAAACAGUCAGUUAAAUCAAGUUCUGAAGAUGAAGUUAAAGUUACAGCAAAAGCCACAAGUAAGAAUUUUUCCCUUCUCUCUUUUGGAGAGGAAGCAGAAGAAGAGGAGGAAGUUGUAAACACAGUUGUAGAGAAGUUUCGACAAAAAGGUAAAAGUGCUCACGAUCUUCUGUCUGAUCCUCGUCUUAGCUCAAUGCCUGUAACAGUGAGCGAUGAAGAUGCGGAAUCAGUGAGUCGUGCGAAAUUAGAAUUAGAAAAAGAAGUUGAAGAAAGAAAACGAAGGCGUGAAGAAGCUCGUCGUCAGGAAGAUGAAGCUAAAAACAAGCGAAUUGAGAUGUUGCGUCAAGAAGCUGAAGAGUUACGUCGUCAAAUUGCCCUAUCCAAACACGCUGAGAAGAAUAAACAAUCAAAAGAAAAAGAGGAGAUGGAACGUAAAGCUCGUGAGGCAGAAGAACAAAGACAACAAGAAGAAGCUGCCUUAGCUCGUUGGGAAGCUAAACGAAAAGGUGAACUUGAUGGAGAUACAAAAGCUCCUCAACCUUUGGUAGAAGAUUUAGAUACUUUUUCGGCUGAUUUUGCCAGCUACAAAGCAAAGUCGAAAAAGGCUAAAAAGGGUUCUGAACGUGAAGCUGCUACCUUAUCAUUACUAGAAAGAUUUGGUAAUCGUCUUCGUGCUGCUAUAGCUUCCGAAGAAUCAAAUAAUAAUGACGCCUGUAAACUUUCAGAUAUGGAUGAAUGGAUGAAAAAUCGUCUAGUAUCAGAGGUUCCAACACCAGCCAGAAAAGUUCUUGAUCCUACUAUGCCUCAUCCUGAUCGUUAUGAUCUAUACGAUCCUAGAAAUCCACUAAAUGUUCGAAAGAGAGGUGGAGAUGUGGAAGCUGCUACAGAACGAAAAUCCAAACGUGUUUGA
Molecule: messenger RNA, 1449 nt
Organism: Trichobilharzia regenti
Lineage: Eukaryota; Metazoa; Platyhelminthes; Trematoda; Strigeidida; Schistosomatidae
Source: the annotation of a GenBank genome assembly